AUGGGGAACAGGUACUCCUGUCGCCAGGUGGAGCACCGGCAACUUUGGAGGCAUGAAGCUGCUCCUGGCCCUGGCAGGGCUACUGGCCUUCCUGGUCUUGCUCCAGCCCUCCGAGGUUGCUGCUCUAGCUGCCCAGGUCACGUGGAGACCUCAGUGGUGCUGACCUGCAUGGAGGAGGCCAAGCGACUAGUGGACAAAGCCUACAAGGAGCAGAGGGAAAGCAUCAAGCAGCGGCUUCGCAGUGGCUCGGCCAGCCCCAUGGAACUCCUGUCCUACUUCAAGCAGCCAGUGGCAGCUACCAGGACAGCUGUUCGGGCUGCUGACUACCUGCACGUGGCCCUAGGCCUGCUGGAGAGGAAGCUGCGGUCCCUGUGGCCAGGCCCCUUCAAUGUCACAGAUGUGCUGACACCUGUCCAGAUGAAUCUGCUGUCCAAGACUAGCGGCUGCGCCUACCAGGACCUGGGGGUGAGAUGCCCAGAGAAGGACAAGUACCGAACCAUCACCGGGCAGUGCAACAACAGGCGCAGUCCCACACUGGGGGCCUCCAAUCGCGCCUUUGUGCGCUGGCUGCCGGCCGAAUACGAGGAUGGCCAUUCCUUGCCCUUCGGCUGGACGCCAGGGGUCAAGCGCAAUGGCUUCCCGGUGCCCCUGGCUCGCGCCGUCUCCAACGCCAUCGUGCGCUUCCCCACAGAGCAGCUGACCCCCGACCAGGAGCGCUCGCUCUUAUUCAUGCAGUGGGGCCAGCUGCUGGACCAUGACCUUGACUUUACCCCUGAGCCUGCCGCCCGAGUUGCUUUCCUCACUGGCAUCAACUGUGAGACCAGCUGCCUGCAGCAGCCACCCUGCUUCCCGCUCAAGAUCCCGCCCAACGACCCCCGCAUCAAGAACCAACGUGACUGCAUCCCCUUCUUCCGCUCCUGCCCGGCCUCCAAAAGCAACAUCACCAUCCGAAACCAGAUCAAUGCGCUCACCUCCUUCGUGGACGCCAGCAUGGUGUACGGCAGCGAGGAUCCCUUGGCCAUGAAACUGCGCAACCUGACCAACCAGCUGGGGCUGCUGGCUGUCAACAUCCACUUCCGAGACAACGGCCGGGCCCUGCUGCCCUUCGACAACAUGCACGAUGACCCCUGCCUCCUCACCAACCGCUCCGCCAAUCCCUGCUUCCUGGCAGGGGACAGCCGCGCCAGUGAGAUGCCUGGGCUCACCUCCUUGCACACACUCCUUUUGCGGGAGCACAACAGGCUGGCCACACAGCUCAAGCGCCUGAACCCCAGGUGGGAUGGGGAGAGGCUCUACCAGGAAGCCAGGAAGAUUGUGGGAGCCAUGGUCCAGAUCAUCACUUACCGGGACUACUUGCCCCUGGUGCUGGGGCCAGAGGCCAUGAAGAAGUACCUGCCCAAGUACCGCUGCUACAAUGACUCGGUGGACCCUCGCAUCGCCAACGUUUUCACCAACGCCUUCCGCUACGGCCACACCCUCAUCCAACCCUUCACCUUCCGCCUGGACAGUCGGUACCGGCCCAUGCAGCCCAACCCCCGUGUUCCGCUCAGCAAGGCUUUUUUUGCCACCUGGAGGGUAGUGCUGGAAGGUGGCAUCGACCCCCUCCUCCGGGGCCUCAUGGCCACCCCCGCCAAGCUGAAUCGCCAGAACCAAAUCGUGGUAGAUGAGAUUCGGGAGCGGUUGUUUGAGCAGGUCAUGAGGAUCGGGCUGGACCUGCCUGCUCUCAACAUGCAGCGCAGCCGGGACCACGGCCUCCCAGGGUACAAAGCCUGGAGGCGCUUCUGCGGGCUCCCAGAGCCCAGCACGGUGGGCGAGCUGGGCACGGUGCUAAAGAACCUGGACCUGGCGAGGAAGCUGAUGGCCCAGUACGGCACGCCCGCCAACAUUGACAUCUGGAUGGGCGGUGUGGCCGAGCCCUUGAACAGGAAAGGCCGCGUGGGCCCGCUCCUCGCCUGCCUCAUCGGGACCCAGUUCAGGAAGCUCCGCGACGGCGAUCGGUUUUGGUGGCAGAACAAGGGCGUGUUCAGCAAGCAGCAGCAGCAGGCCCUGGCCAAGAUCUCCUUGUCCCGCAUCAUCUGCGACAACACGGGCAUCACCGUCGUGUCCAAGAAAAACAUCUUCAUGUCCAACAGGUUCCCUCGGGACUUUGUCAACUGCAGUACACUCCCUGCCUUGAACUUGACUUCCUGGAGGGUCAGGGACUAGAGGCUGGGUGGGGGGGGGGGUGCGGCGGCGAGGUGAAGGCUGGGCAUACUUGGGCUGGCCCGUUGGAACAACAGACAUCUCCCUUCUGUACGUGAGUCCAUCCCUGUCCUGGGUGUCAGCCAAAAAAAUGACCCAGACCUUCAUUUGUACAUGCGUGUGCGUGCGUAUGUGUGUGUGCGCACGUGUGUGUGCAUGCAUGCACGCAAUAAAUACAAUACAUAUACAUUG
Molecule: messenger RNA, 2433 nt
Organism: Sus scrofa (pig)
Lineage: Eukaryota; Metazoa; Chordata; Mammalia; Artiodactyla; Suidae
Gene: MPO
Product: myeloperoxidase
Biological process (GO): response to oxidative stress; defense response to bacterium
Molecular function (GO): peroxidase activity; heme binding
Source: RefSeq, a predicted model, not a curated record